AGUAUUAAUUUUUGGUUUAGUUUUUUAUCUAACCUCCCUAGCAAUGCUUCAAGAAUAGCAACCAUUGAAAAUCAAAACAGACAUCCAGUUUGCUUUCUGCACAAAACCUUUCUUGCUCUCUGGUAACUUGUUUUUGGUCGGCAGGCAGCUUUUAGUCAGUUCUUCAAACUAAAAGUACAAAAUUUAUGAGUGAAAAAUUGAAUUCUGUAGAUAACCCGAUUUAUACGAGAUAGGCAAGGUUAGAGUUUGAGUUGGAUGACCUAAUGGAGAAAUUUUCUUUCUUGAGAAGAGGAUGAUGGAAGUGGUGAAUUGCUGGAAUACAAGGUUGGUGAAAUGUGGUAUCAUCUGUCUGCUCCUGUUUGUUCAAUCUGCCUUUGCACAAGAAGGAUUUCUAAGCAUACAGUGUUGUGCUCCUGCAAACUUUACUGAGCCAAGUACCAACUUAAGUUGGAUUUCAGAUGAAACUUGGUUCCCUGAAAACCAAAGUUGCAUUAUAAGGCCAGUGCACAAGAAUACACCCUAUGAACGAGCUCGAUUUUUUAGCUCAGAUAUUGGUCAUAAAUGGUGUUACAACUUGCCAACCAGGAUUGAUCAAGACUAUCUAGUAAGAGGUACAUUUCUUUCUGGCAAUCAAGUGAAGGCUCUCCCACACAGUUCUUUUGUUGUUUUGAUUGGUGUCACACCAUUAGCCACAGUGAAGUCAUCAUCUGAUGAACUUAGGGUUGAGGGAAUUUUUCGAGCUACUAAAAACUAUACCAACUUCUGCCAAUUGAACAAGAAAGGAAAAUCUUACAUUUCUAAGAUUGAACUCAGACCAAUAAAUCCAGAUUAUCUGAAGAGGGAGCCUUCAGAAGUACUCAAACUUGUACAUAGAGUAGAUUCUGGAAACAAGGGUGCCGAAAUCAGGUACCCAUAUGACCAGUAUGAUAGAAUUUGGAGACCAGCGUCAAAUCUAGAUUCAGAAGUUACUCGCAUCCAGCCAUCCAUUGUUAAGCAGGCCAAUGCAGAAACACACCGUUUAUUACCUCCUUCGUUGGUGUUACAAACAGCCCUGACACAUCCGGAGAGGUUGGAAUUCCUGCAUGAAGACCUUGACACUGAAUACCAUGCCUACUAUCUCGUCCUGUACUUUUUUGAGCCCAAUGACUCAGUUCAAGCUGGAGAAAGGGUGUUUCAUGUAUACAUCAACAAUGAAAAGAGACUCAAGGUUGAUAUACUGGCUAGUGGUUCCAGAUACCUGGAUGUAGUUCUGAAGUUCAGAGCAAACAGGGCGGUUAAUCUGACUAUGAUCAAGGCCUCAAAUUUAUUGCAACUGGGACCAAUUUGUAAUGCUUAUGAGAUUUUAAAGACUAUGCCUCGAGUUAAAGAAACAGCCAUGGAAGAAGUUGACAUAAUGGUGAAUGUGAAGAUGGAAUUAUUGCAACACAAUCAAAACAAUGAAAUAUUAAAAAGUUGGUUAGGAGACCCUUGUCUUCCUCUUCCAUGGCACGGUCUAACUUGUGAUCGAGUUAAUGGUACUUCAGUCAUCAGUCAGAUGAAUCUCUCCAUGGGUAGCUUUAGUGGACCAAGUCCUCGGAGCAUCCAAAAACUGAUGCACCUAAGAAAACUGGAUAUCAGCAAUGAUGGCUCCAGUGACACAAUCAAACUCUUUCCAUCAUCCUCCACAUUUUCUGCAAGAAACUCCGGCAGGAGACGUCACCUCAGCAACAAGCUUUCUAAAAGCAUCAAGGAAUCUAAUAGCACCGCAGACAAGGGUAUGGCUAAUGGUAAACAAAAUACAAGUUCAGCGCAUAAAUUUGUGAUAGGUGCAGCUGUAGGUGCAUCUCUCCUAGUGAUCCUCGCAAUUAUUAUCUCUAUGGUUUGCCUCUACAAAAGACGAGUAAUGGCAGGGCCAAAAUUUAGUAUGAGAAGUUACUCAGUGACAAGGAAUGCAGUCUAUUCAGUACCAAGCACAAAUACCACCUUGAAGUCAAUAUCUAUCAGGAAUUUCACAUUGGAAUACAUAGAAGCUGUUACACAGAACUACAAAACUUUGAUAGGUGAAGGUGGCUUUGGAUCUGUUUACCGUGGUACCUUGACCGAUGGUGAAGAAGUGGCUGUAAAGGUCCGGUCAGCCACUUCAACUCAGGGAACUCGAGAAUUCAAUAAUGAGCUGACCCUUCUCUCAGCUAUUACGCAUGAGAACCUGGUCCCUCUUCUUGGCUACUGCUGCGAGAAUGACCAACAAAUUCUGGUUUAUCCCUUUAUGUCAAAUGGCUCCCUACAAGAUCGGUUAUAUGGAGCAGCAGCAAAAAGGAAGACUCUAGACUGGCCAGCCAGACUUUCCAUUGCUUUAGGUGCAGCAAGAGGUUUGUUGUAUCUUCACACUUUCUCGGAGCGUUGUCUGAUCCAUAGGGAUGUUAAAUCAAGUAACAUACUCCUGGAUCAAAGCAUGUGUGCCAAGGUUGCUGAUUUUGGAUUUUCAAAAUAUGCAUCUCAAGAAGGGGAUAGUGGUACUUCCUUAGAAGUAAGGGGAACAGCUGGGUACUUGGACCCAGAGUACUACUCAACCCAACAUCUAUCAGCAAAAAGUGAUGUCUUCAGCUUUGGAGUUGUCCUACUUGAAAUCCUAACAGGUCGAGAGCCUCUCAACAUAAACAGGCCAAGAAAUGAGUGGAGCUUGGUUGAAUGGGCAAAACCUCUAAUAAGAAACUCAAGAGUUGAAGAAAUUGUGGAUCCAACACUCAAGGGAGGGUAUCAUGGUGAGGCACUGUGGAGAGUGGUAGAGGUGGCCUUGGCAUGCACAGAGACAUACUCCACUUACCGACCAUGUAUGGCGGACAUCAUAAGAGAGCUUGAGGAUGCAUUGAUAAUAGAAAACAAUGCAUCAGAAUACUUGAAGUCCCUGGACAGCUUUGGAGGAUCAAAUCGUUUCUCUAUAGAAAGGUCCAUUGUCCUACCACCUAUUAAAUCUCAAAUAGAAUCAUCAAGUCUCCUCUCAAACCCAGCUCCUCCACAACCAAGAUAAUUAUUCUAGUGGAUUGGAUAAACUGACUGCAAUAGGUAACAUAUUUCUCUGAAAAGUUCCUAGAGAAAUUUUUGCAAAUUACUCCUCAAAUUCCAUUAACUUAAAAUGUCAUUAUUUGUACAUUUGGCAGAAGAUUUUAUAAUGUAAUAGAUCUUCCUAAUAAAUGCCCUUUAGUUGGAAUUGUCAA
Molecule: messenger RNA, 3194 nt
Organism: Nicotiana tabacum (common tobacco)
Lineage: Eukaryota; Viridiplantae; Streptophyta; Magnoliopsida; Solanales; Solanaceae
Product: nodulation receptor kinase-like
Biological process (GO): protein phosphorylation
Molecular function (GO): ATP binding; protein kinase activity
Source: RefSeq, a predicted model, not a curated record